CAUAUAUCAACUUUCAACGUCUCGUAUAACAUGGCAAUUAUAAACAAAAUAUCACUCUUUUUCCUCUUUUGCUAUAUUGGCUUUCUUUCUUCCGCGGCUGAAGCUGCUCUUAAAAAGUAUCAAUUCGAUAUUCAAGUGAAGAAUGUGAGCAGGUUGUGCCAUGCCAAACCAAUAGUCACCGUAAAUGGAAUGUUCCCAGGACCAACGAUUUAUGUGAGAGAAGGAGAUAGACUUCUUAUCAAUGUCACCAACUACGCUCAAUAUAACAUGUCCAUCCAUUGGCAUGGGUUGAAACAAUUUCGAAAUGGUUGGGCGGAUGGACCAGCAUACAUUACGCAAUGUCCAAUUCAGACAGGCCAUAGCUAUAAGUAUGAUAUUAAUGUCACGGAUCAGCGUGGAACGUUAUGGUGGCACGCACAUAUUUUGUGGCUUAGGGCCACGGUUUAUGGUGCCAUUGUCAUCAUGCCUAAAGAAGGAUCCUCAUUUCCUUUCCCUCAACCUUACCAAGAAGCCAAUCUCAUCUUAGGAGAAUGGUGGAAUUCAGACGUUGAAACGCUUGUUAACCAAGCAAAUAAGUUGGGGUUGCCACCACCAUCAUCGGAUGCUCAUACCAUCAAUGGGAAACCAGGCCCUCUCUUCCCAUGCUCAGAGAAACAUACGUUUGCCAUGGAAGUUGAGAGAGGAAAAACUCACCUCCUUAGAAUCAUCAACGCUGCACUGAAUGACGACCUUUUCUUCGCCAUUGCCGGCCACAACAUGACUGUGGUGGAGAUUGAUGCCGUUUACACUAAGCCAUUCACAACACAAGUCAUACUAAUCGCGCCGGGCCAAACGACAAAUGUGCUUGUCAACGCCGACCAGCCUCCAAACAGAUACUUCAUGGCUGCUAGACCUUUUAUGGACGCGCCGAUUCCGGUCGACAACAAGACCGUCACGGCCAUUCUUCAAUACAAAGGCGUUCCAAACACUGUCGUUCCGAUCUUACCCCGAUUGCCUGCUCCAAACGACACCAAAUUUGCCCUAAACUACAACGGCCAACUCAAGAGCUUGAACACCCCCCAAUUCCCGGCAAAAGUCCCUCUCAAGAUCGACCGCCGCCUUUUCUACACCAUCGGUUUGGGGCAAAACCCUUGCCCAACAUGCCUAAAUGGGACGCAGUUGACAGCUUCACUGAACAACAUCACCUUUGUGAUGCCUAGGGUUGGCCUUUUGCAGGCUCAUUACUUCAACCUUUCGGCGGUUUUCGCGAUGGAUUUCCCCGACAGGCCUCCGGUGCCGUUCAACUACACAGGAGCGCCGCUCGCCGCCAACCUCGGGACUAAGCUGGGGACAAGGCUUAGUAAGGUGGCGUACAAUUCAAGCGUUGAGUUGGUUUUGCAAGACACCAAUCUUUUGACGGUUGAGUCCCAUCCUUUUCACCUUCACGGGUUCAACUUCUUUGUUGUUGGGAGUGGAAUUGGGAACUUUGAUCCCGCCAAAGACCCUGCCAAGUUUAACUUGGUUGAUCCUCCUGAGAGAAACACUGUUGGUGUUCCUACUGGAGGAUGGACCGCCAUAAGGUUCAGAGCAGAUAAUCCUGGUGUAUGGUUCAUGCAUUGUCACCUUGAGCUACAUACAAUGUGGGGUUUAAAAAUGGCUUUUGUGGUUGAGAAUGGAAAGUCGCCGAGUGAAUCUAUUUUACCACCACCCAAAGAUCUUCCACCGUGCUAGAGACAACCAUUUAAUUAACACAAGGAACCAUUCUUUCUUGAUCGUGGAGCUACAUUUUCCUCUAAAAUACCCCUUUUUCUGAAGUUAUUAAUUGUUUAUAAUUUGAUUGAUUAACUUUUUUUUUACAUGUAAUGUUUCUCGUGAUUCUUUAUGAACAACUCUUCAUAAUUGUAACAU
This is a messenger RNA of Morus notabilis, 1887 nucleotides long. RefSeq names its product laccase-11. Gene Ontology annotation, cellular component: apoplast. The record is from RefSeq and is a predicted model, not a curated record. The transcript has 6 exons. Gene Ontology annotation, molecular function: hydroquinone:oxygen oxidoreductase activity; copper ion binding. Gene Ontology annotation, biological process: lignin catabolic process. Lineage: Eukaryota; Viridiplantae; Streptophyta; Magnoliopsida; Rosales; Moraceae. The coding region runs from base 31 to 1710 and encodes 559 amino acids.